GCGGCGGCGGCGGUGGCGGAGGCGGCGGCUUGCGGAGUAAAACGGGAGCUGCGGUCCGUCGUCCGCCGGCCGCGAUGGGGGAGCCCCAGCAGGUGAGCGCCCUGCCCCCGCCGCCCAUGCAGUACAUCAAGGAGUACACGGACGAGAACGUGCAGGAGGGGCUGGCACCCAAGCCCCCGCCGCCCGUCAAGGACAGCUACAUGAUGUUCGGCAACCAGUUCCAGUGCGACGACCUCAUCAUCCGGCCGCUGGAGAGCCAGGGCAUCGAGCGGCUGCACCCGCUGCAGUUCGACCACAAGAAGGAGCUGCGCAAGCUCAACAUGUCCAUCCUCGUCAACUUCCUGGACCUGCUGGACAUCCUCAUCCGCAGCCCCGGCAGCCUCAAGCGCGAGGAGAAGCUGGAGGACCUCAAGCUGCUCUUCGUGCACGUCCACCACCUCAUCAACGAGUACCGGCCCCACCAGGCCCGCGAGACGCUGCGCGUCAUGAUGGAGGUGCAGAAGCGCCAGCGCCUCGAGACGGCCGAGCGCUUCCAGAAGCACCUGGAGCGCGUCGUCGAGAUGAUCCAGACCUGCCUGGCCUCGCUGCCCGACGACCUGGCCCCCGCCGAGGCCGGCGCGCGCGUCAAGGCCGAGCCCAUGGAGGCCGAGGAGGGGGGCGGCGGUGGUGGCGGCGGAGGUGGCGGUGGUGGUGGUGGUGGUGGCGGCGGCGGGCCCGGCAAGAGUGACCCGCAGAGGGACAGCGCCGGCCACCGGCGGGACCAGAUCCUGGAGAAGGACGCAGCCUUGUGUAUCUUGAUCGACGACAUGAAUGAAAGGCCCUGAGGGAGGGAGGCGGGUCUGGCUGUGUGUGUGUGUGUGUGUGUGUGAGAGAGAGAGAGAGAGAGAGAGAG
Molecule: messenger RNA, 892 nt
Organism: Sorex fumeus (smoky shrew)
Lineage: Eukaryota; Metazoa; Chordata; Mammalia; Eulipotyphla; Soricidae
Gene: MED7
Product: mediator complex subunit 7
Exons: 2
Coding region: 75-824 (249 amino acids)
Biological process (GO): regulation of transcription by RNA polymerase II
Cellular component (GO): mediator complex
Molecular function (GO): transcription coregulator activity
Source: RefSeq, a predicted model, not a curated record